UUAGUAAUGAACUUCAUACACCGUAAAGAAAACAGAUAGGUUUGUAAAAACAAAGAAAAGUCAUAAACACAAGUUACAUUUCAGAGUUUAGAUCGUUAGAACAAGUUACCUGUGUACCCAUAGUACCCUGCGACGCACUGGAGCAGGAGCAGACUACACGGAAACUAAUUUGACUCGCCGAAGCAACGGCUGUAUCAGUUCCUUUUUUUUAAAGUGUGGCUGGCGGCGAAAUGUUCUCUCGUGUGACUUUUUACCCUACAUUAAUGUACAAUGUCGUGAUGGAACGAUUGUCUACAAGAAGGUGGUACGAUCGCAUUGACGAUACAGUUAUUUUAGGCGCACUUCCAUUCCGCAGCAUUACUCCAAAGUUACUUGAAGAGGAAAACGUACGAGGCGUUGUGUCCAUGAACGAAGAUUUUGAGCUGAGAUAUUGGGUGACAAGCAAAGAGGAAUGGGAGCAAAAUGGUGUAAAGUUCCUGCAGCUAAGCACAACAGACAUCUUCGAGACACCGUGUCAGGAGAAGCUGCAGAGAGGUGUCCAGUUCAUCCGUGGUUUCGAAGGCACUGGGAAGUCUGUCUAUGUCCACUGCAAAGCUGGCAGGACGCGGAGCGCAACACUUGUCGGUUGCUAUCUGAUGCAGCGGUAUGCAUGGACGCCCCAGAAGACCGUAGACCUUUUACGCACAAAGCGGCCACAUAUUCUGCUGCACUACGCACAGUGGGAAGCACUACACACGUACUUCAAUCGAAAUGUAGUUCCAUCAGAGACUCAGACUGAGGCAUUGAAUGACGUAGCUGGCUAAAGCAGAUUGGAGAAGAAUAGUCUGCAAACGUACGGGAGUGCCUCGUUGCUGAACAAGCCUAGCUGCAAAGUAGCCGCAAGUCCGUGCUUCCAACACACAGUUUCUGUUGCGGUGCCAUUGUUCGGAGAAUUGUUUUUUAGGGUUACUUAAGAGUGACACACUGUGAUUCUUCUAUCCCUCAGGCAUCUGUCUCUAGCGUUCCUAACUUUUUUAGAAGCAGCGGCACACAUUUUGUACUUCUCAUAGUACUGUCCAUACUUGUCUGUUCAGGGUAUUGUUCCCCAUUCUGUGUACAGAUGCCAAGGUCAGCAGGAAUCUUUUCUAACAUUUCAUACGUGUAGGUCACAGCAAGAUGUAUUUCUUGGACGGUGAAUACCUUGUAUUGGAACGUAGGUACAUUCCUAUGGUCGUCUCAACAUGCACAGCUUAAAUGUACCUACGCAGUUGGUAUCUUCACCUACUAAUCCUUGGUUGAUUUCACUCAGGUAGCAUUUUUCCACAUAUGUAUUUUUCAAGAAAUAUGUCCAUAAUAAACAUAGUAGAAGUCAUGUUACCCAGCA
Messenger RNA from Ornithodoros turicata, 1363 nucleotides. RefSeq names its product phosphatidylglycerophosphatase and protein-tyrosine phosphatase 1-like (gene PTPMT1). Gene Ontology annotation, molecular function: phosphatidylglycerophosphatase activity; phosphatidylinositol-4,5-bisphosphate 5-phosphatase activity; protein tyrosine/serine/threonine phosphatase activity. Gene Ontology annotation, biological process: protein dephosphorylation. The transcript has 4 exons. Bases 231 to 803 code for a protein of 190 amino acids. NCBI's taxonomy places the organism in Eukaryota, Metazoa, Arthropoda, Arachnida, Ixodida, Argasidae. The record is from RefSeq and is a predicted model, not a curated record.